AUGUCGGGAAUCAUCGACAAGAUCGAAGAGAAGUUAGGGUUUGGGGAGGAGAAGAAACACGGGGAAGAACACAAACACGGGGAAGAGAAAAAGCACAAAGAGCAUAAGGAGGGGAGCCAUGAAGAGACCAAAAAGAAGAACAAGAAGAAGAAGGAGAAGAAGAAAGAAGGUGAACACCACCACGACCAUGGCGGCCACAGCAGCAGCGGAGAAGACAGCGAUUAG
Molecule: messenger RNA, 225 nt
Organism: Andrographis paniculata
Lineage: Eukaryota; Viridiplantae; Streptophyta; Magnoliopsida; Lamiales; Acanthaceae
Product: protein SRC1-like
Exons: 1
Coding region: 1-225 (74 amino acids)
Source: RefSeq, a predicted model, not a curated record